AUGAAGAAAUCCAUUGUGGCGCUUGCGGCGCUGCUGCUUGCAGCAACACCCGCCCUGUCCCAUUCCGAAAUGAACAUGACCGAGCCUGCGGACGGAGCGACGCUCGAUGCCGUCCCAGAAACGAUCCAGCUGAAGUUCACGGCACCCGCGCGUGUGAUGAAAGUGGAGAUGAUGCACACGAACGGCGCAGCCAGUCACACCAAGGCGAUCGAAAUACCGACAUUCGCAAUGGUUGAUGCGAUCAGCCUGACGCCUGAGUUCAUGGGCGCUGGUCGAUACGAGGUGAACUGGCGUGCUCUCGGGGAAGACGGCCAUGUCAUGACUGGCUCCAAGCUGAUCAUCUACGUGGCGAGCUUCCUGGCGGUCGGUACGCUCUUGUUCCGCCUCGGUUUGCCGCGCGCCGGCGAUGAAGUGGCGGAUGCGCUGCGGCCGCUGGCGAUCGCUGCCACGCUGAUCGCCAUAGCGGCGACACUGUUCCGUGUGCUGGUGCAAGCUGGACGGCUGAUGGACGAUUGGGGCGGCAUGGUCGAUCCCAACAUCGUCAUGAUCAGUUUGCAAGGCCCCUUGGGUGAGUCCACCUACGUCCGCCUCGGAGGUUUGGCGCUGAUCCUGCUCGCGGCGCUGUUCCGUCCAGUGCGGGCGCCGGCGACGUUGUUCGGCGCGAUUAUGGUCGCUGCUUCGUUUGCCCUGACCGGCCACGCCACGCGCGAACCGCAAUGGCUGCUCGGUGGGCUGAUCACGUUUCAUUUGUUGGCGGUGGCCUAUUGGUUUGGUGCGUUGGCCCCGCUGUACCGCUUGACCUUGUUCGAUGGCGGUGCAUCCCACGCCGCCGAGAUCGCCGACCGGUUCGGCCGGCAAGCAAGUAUCAUCGUGCCCAUGCUGAUCCUCGCGGGAGGCACUUUUGCCUAUGUUCUGCUUGGCGGUAUCGAGCCGCUUUGGGCAUCCGACUACGGGCGGGUUCUGAUCGGCAAGCUGGUGCUCGUAUCGAUCGUGCUCGGUAUCGCCGCGCUCAACAAAUGGCGUUUCGUGCCGGCGCUGGCGGUUGAUGCCGAGCGCGCGGCGCCGCGUUUCCGAAGAUCGCUGCGAUACGAAACCAUGGCUUUUCUGCUGAUCUUCACGGCAACCGCCUUGCUGACCACAUCCUUCACCGUUCCAGGCAGCUUCAUCGAUCUGGUUGCUGGUCCCUCCCAGCAAGCCAUUUUCCAGCCGGAUGGGCCGGCAUCCGACCUAUGGACGUACAACGGCUCGGCGCCCGGGCCAGAAAUACGUGUGCGACGCGACGAGCGGGUACGGGUCCGUUUGACCAACAACCUUGAAGAGCCAACAUCCCUGCACUGGCAUGGCAUUCGUAUCGACAACGCCAUGGAUGGCGUUGCCGGGCUGACACAGGAGCCGAUCGAACCCGGCGAGAGCUUCGAGUAUGACUUCGUCGCGCCCGAUGCGGGUACCUAUUGGUAUCACGCCCACAACAAGAGCUGGAACCAGGUCGCGCGCGGCCUUUACGGACCGCUGAUCGUCGACGAAGACGAGGUUCCCUUUGAUCGGGCGCAUGAUCUGACGCUGGUCAUCGACGAUUGGCGGCUGGCCGGCGAAGGCACGCUGGAUGUGGCAAGCCUCGGCUCGCUGAUGGACUGGAGCCAUGACGGGCGUUUGGGCAAUUGGCUGACGGUCAAUGGCCGGGCCAUGCCGGUCAAUAUGUUGAAUGCAGGUGAGCCUUACAGGCUUCGCCUGAUCAACGCCUCCAACGCUCGAAUCCUCGAAAUCGAUCCGAACCGUUUCGAUGCAAAAGUGAUCGCCUAUGACGGGCAGGCUCUGCCCGAGCCGGUGCGCCUGACCUACGCGCCGCUCAUGGUCGGUCCGGCGCAACGCGUCGACCUGCUGAUCGUACCGCAAGCGGGAUCGGAUUUCGUCAUCGAAGAGCUGUCGGGCGACACGCCAUUUGCCUUUGCCGGGUUUGAAGUCCGGGGCGAAACGGCGGACGGGCCGGGUGUGCCGUCAUUGCCGGUCAACGAUCUGCCCGAACCUGAAUUGGCUGGCGCACGGACGGUUCGCGUCGAGAUGACGGGCGGUGCGAUGGGCAACAUCGGACGCGUUACCUACAAUGGCAAAGUGCUCGAAGGCUCCGACUUCCGCGACACCGGCCAGGUCUGGGCGUUCAACGGUAUCGCCAAUCUUCCCGAGACGCCGCUAUAUUCGGCGCAACGCGGCGAAACGAUCGUCAUCGAGACCGUCAACAAUACAGCGUUCGUUCACGCCAUGCAUGUCCACGGCCACCAUUUCCGCGUCAUCGAACGCUCGGGCAGCGAGAUCGAUGUUGGUCAGCCAUGGCGGGAUACGUUUCUCGUCGGGCCGCAACAGACAACCAGGAUCGCCUUCGUUGCCGACAAUCCCGGCAAGUGGCUCUAUCACUGCCACAUGCUCGAACACGCCGCGGGCGGCAUGAACACAUGGUUCGAGGUGACCUGA
Messenger RNA from Effrenium voratum, 2466 nucleotides. The record is from the annotation of a GenBank genome assembly. NCBI's taxonomy places the organism in Eukaryota, Dinophyceae, Suessiales, Symbiodiniaceae.